UCCUCCUCAAGGCAUCACUACCUAGUGGGCCAGAUAAUUAAUUAUGUAUGCAAUUAGCAUGGGGCAGGCAUCAGUGCCUAUGGGUACAAAGUCAGUCACAUCAGCUAAUAAAGUUCAGAUCCCCACUUGGGACUUGAGCAGGCUAUUCUGUCUUUCUUUAUGGUUCUCUAUUAUUCCUAUCCACAAGAAUUCCAAGGUGCAUGUACGUGUUAUGGUACAUAUUUUAAAUCAAAGCAUAUGGGUUCCAGUAAAGCAUCUUCUCCAAUUACGGGCUUUCAGGGUUUUUUUGCCCAGUUGGCAUAGAAAAUCUCUAAGACUAUUGCCAUGUCUGAUACUCUGGGAAUAAAGGAGAUUGAGAAAGAAGCUAAAUUGCCCAAACACCAUCCUGUUUAUCCGCUCUUCCUUUUCCCACCAGAGGGUAGGAGGCCUCAGUGCCCUGUGGCUGCCAAGACUCCUCACCAGGAGGGCGUCGUUGUUGUCAAAUGGGGUGAACAGUGGAGGUCGGCCUCCACUGCUCUGGGGAGGGGCAGCUGUAAUGGCUUUUCCUCAUCAAGUCCAGAUAUGACCUACCUGUCUGUGAGAGUAAUUGUAACCAUAUCAUUCUUUUCAACUGAAUUUCAGGUGAAAUGUCCGUAUAAGAAAGUAAACUUGAGUUGGUUCACUGGAAACGUGAAGCCCUGCCCUGGUUUACAUCAACCCAUCUGUGGCACUAAUUUUGUAACCUAUGAAAACCCCUGCAUCUUGUGUAUUGAGAGCCUGAAAUCUCAUGGGAAAAUUAGGUUUCAAAAUGAUGGAGAAUGCUAGCUGAGUGGAUUUGGAUGCCCUAGAGGAUAUCUUUUUUCUCUCCAUCAUGACAGUCCUUCUCUUACAAUUCACGCCUCCUCCCAUGUGAUGGUGGCAGAGACCUGCCCCAGCUGAGCUUGUAUCAGGUAACUGAAGGCUCCUUAGGCCUCUUCCCUCCCUAAUAAACUUUUC
Molecule: messenger RNA, 975 nt
Organism: Lutra lutra (Eurasian river otter)
Lineage: Eukaryota; Metazoa; Chordata; Mammalia; Carnivora; Mustelidae
Gene: SPINK14
Product: serine peptidase inhibitor Kazal type 14 (putative)
Exons: 2
Coding region: 325-804 (159 amino acids)
Molecular function (GO): protein binding
Source: RefSeq, a predicted model, not a curated record